This is a messenger RNA of Cyanistes caeruleus (blue tit), 560 nucleotides long. It is a transcript of the gene CCL20, whose product is annotated as C-C motif chemokine ligand 20. The record is from RefSeq and is a predicted model, not a curated record. Gene Ontology annotation, cellular component: extracellular region. Lineage: Eukaryota; Metazoa; Chordata; Aves; Passeriformes; Paridae. Gene Ontology annotation, biological process: immune response. Gene Ontology annotation, molecular function: chemokine activity.
CACUGUUAUCUCCGGUUGUAGUACCCGGAAGGAGUGCUGGGGCCAAAUCAGGCUUGAUGGAAUUUGCUGUGGGGAAACCCGCUGAUGACAGUGGAACCCGCCCGUGUGUGAAUUCCCAUGGCUCCUGCCACCCCUUUAUAAGCAGGCGGAGGUGUGCCAGGGCUGGCAGGACCAGCAGGCAGCAGCCAGGCACUCACUGGAGCACAGCUGUGUGUGGAGAGGGAAUGUCUGUGUACUGCAGCAAGAGCAUGGUCCUGGUUUCCAUGCUGGCACUCCUGGCACUGCUCCUGUGGGGCACCUCUGAAGCACAAAGCAACCAGGAUUGCUGCCUGUCCUACACCAAAGUGCGUCUGCCCCGGUGGGCUCUGAAGGGUUACACUGAGCAGCUCUCCAGUGAGGUCUGUGACAUCCCUGCCAUCAUUUUCCACACUGCCAGUGGGCUGAAGGCCUGUGUAAAUCCUAAGGAAGGCUGGGUGAAGAAACAUCUCCUUUUCCUGAGCCACAAGCUGAGGAAGAUGUCAGCUUGACUCGGUUUCCAGCAAGGAGCUAAACAUAGAAGU